AUGACAGAAAGAAAGAAGGUUUCGUUUGGUGGGAGCUCCACCUCAGAAGACGCAGAUGAAAACUCAUCGGUUUUUUCCAAAGAGGGAGUCACAAAUGUGAGGACAAGAAACCGAAAAAAAUCCCGUGCUCUUAGUAGACUGUCAAUGAGCUCAGUAAGAAGUAAAGAAGAGGGAACAGAGGCUAAAUCGCGCGUGGAAUCAGUGGUAAGUGUAUAAAAACAUGGAAUAAACAUUUGCAUUCAUGAAGAAUAAGUUACUUAUCAUAUGACCCGUGCGGCCCCCUUGUGCGCAAUCCCAUAAAGCUGACGUGUGCAGGGCCCGACGGGUUGACAUGAGCCGAUCCGAAAAAUGAUGUCCGGCCCUGCACUCACAUGGCUUUUUGCCAAAAUUUGAAGGAAAAAUGAAUAGAUUAAAAAGAAGUGUUUUCGAUGCAUUUUACCCGUGGGUAUCGCUUAAUUCCUAUGAUAGGUUUGUUGAUUUAUGUGAACCAUAUCAUGCGCUAUUGUUGAAGAAUUACUCACUUUGCUGUUCCUAGAAAAAAGACAACAAACUUCAUCAACUAAUCCUGGCUGGGAACGAAGAAGAAGCAAACAGGAUUAUCGCCAAAGGAAAUGGUAACUACAGUGUUGGAAAAUGAUGAGAACACAAGGUUUUUCCAUGUCUCACAUGCAUGGCCUUCAUUUGAGUGGUAAAUAAGCCGCUCACUAACGCUGAUUUAACAGUUUCCUGUUUUAAUCUCCGCGACCAAAUCAAAGUUUACUGGUGAAAAUUUGGGUUUAGGUGGCUCGGUGCUCCCUUUACAGGACGUCUUGAGUUAUGAUAGUUACUAAUUAAUCCAGAAAGCGGAAAUAUAACUUAUUUUUCAUUACCUCGUGAAGCACGUAAUGAUAGCGGCGCCUGUAGCAAGUUAUUCUGUUGCCAUAUGGAUUUGUAGCAAAUGGGGAGUUUUUGGACGGUAUUGAAAAGUUUGCAUUCAACUGACGUGGAUCAGUUUUUUAAAGCAAGAGCCCCUGGAUACAAUCAUGAAAGAUUGUGAAGUGGUGUAAGUCAUUCGAGGUCGUUUUACUUUUACAUCAGAUAUUGUAGAUAUUGGUGGUGAUUCCUACGUGUUUAUCAGAUAUAUCUACAAAUUGGCAACAGGGAUUUCUUCCUUUUUCUUAUCGAAAAUUCUUUUUAUAGGUCUAUUUAUUCAAAUGAACGUUUGCAGUAAUAAUUUCACUAACAAACCCCUGUUGAUUUCCCUUCGUUUCCUACUUUUUCAAGAUACAAACCGUCAAGAUAGCUCGGGUAAGACUCCUCUCCACACGGCCAUCUUAGCAAAACAGUUCAGCAUUGUUGAAAUGUUACUGGAGCAUAACGCUGACGUCAGUUUAAAAGAUGAUGCGGGCGACACAGUGUUGCAUACUGCCAUACGAGUUGGAAGUGAGAGACUGGUGCAGGUUAGAAUUAGGAUUCGUUUAUUUCAUUUUAAUGGUUGACGUAAGUUUGUUCAGGUUGGUAGGUACAUAUUUUUAGGAAAAUUCCGUGCAAAAAAAAAAAAGAAAAGAAAAAAGCACAUACACAUAUUUACAUGCAGUUUGAGUGUGAAUCUUAACAACUUUCAGUAAUUUUUGAAAUCUUUUCUGCUAGGCAAAUGCGAAGUUUUUAACAAGGUGCCUUUUCUGUGGUUGACGAAGAUUGUUUCUGAAACUUAGUAAAUGUGAAGCAAAUCGAAUUUUUCUUUUUCUUCCGAAGACUCUCAUCGAACGUGGCAGAUGCAAUGUUUCUGCUCUGGGGCGAAACUCGGCUACUCCUCUUCAUCUUGCCGCUGAGAUGGACAACGCCAGUAUCUGCAAGAUUCUGGUAAGUUGCACUCUUGGCUGCAAAGAAUGGUUCAACUCGUGGGGUCCACAUGUUCCUCUAUCCAGUCCGGGCUCGAGAUUUGAAAUUUCGAGAAUGCAAAUUUCACCCUUUUUUUCGUCUCUUUGUCCUUUAUCCCGUGCAGAUACGGGUCUUGGCUCUUCCUCUAUAAAGAUGACCUGGCAGAGGCUUUCACAAGUUCAGUAAGCAUCUGCAUAUACCCAAGACGGGACUAUACAAGAAAAGUACUCUAUGCUAUCCAGCUUAUUCGGAACUUACGUAUCUCCCCUUUACUUGUUUAUCCAGGUAGAGUACCACGCCUCAUUGUCGCCUUUGGAUGCUGAGCAGAUGACACCUGUUGCUCGCGCUGUUGAAAGAGGAGCUCAAAAGUCGACCCAAUAUUUGUUACAAAAAGGCAAGUUCUGCAGAUUCCAUUUCAAACCCCUAAAAGUGAUGUCUUUAAUGGGUGUUGUCCACUCUCUAAUGCAAGUCAUCGGGUCCGAAUCUCUAACUCGAGUUCACUAAAUGCCUUUAAAAUUGAAUGUGGAAUAUCAAAGCCAAAUGAAUCACAACAGCCAAUCACAACAUACGGAAAAUCAACAUACUUUAUUGACUUUCCCCAAGGGGGCUUUUCAAAGACAAUGUUAUAAAAAUAAUCCUAUUACAAUUAAAAAAUCCUAUUUACAAUUAAAGAUGUUUUAAAAUCUGAAUGUUCUAAAAGAAAAAUAAAAGCAUACAAAUAUAUAAAAUUACAACUCUUUGAGUAAUUUGGUCCUUAAACGUUUUUUAAAAACCUUAACGGAGUUGCACAGUUUAAAGGAAUUAUCCAAAGAGUUCCAUAAGUUUACAGUUCUAUAGAAAAAUGUUCUCUGACCGCUAGCUGUUCUAAAGAAUGGAAUUUGCAAAAGCUGCGAAUUUCUAGUGCUACGUCGACUAACCUCGGCUCGCUUUAUGAAUUUUGAUGAGAGGUAAUCUGGAGCCUGACCAGUCAUGCAUCUGAAGGCCAUAGUGGCGUUCCGGUAGUAAAGCUGGCUUUGAACUGAAAGCCAAUUUAGUGCCUUGCGAAUUGGUGUAACGUGGUCAAAUUUACGCGCACCGCUAACAAUGCGGCAUGCGAAGUUCUGCACCGCCUGUAACUUGUCAACAUUACAUUUUGAGGUAUUUGACCAAACAUUGGAACAAUAAAAUAACCUGCUGAAAACUAAGGAAUUAAUAAUCAUCAAAAGUGUACGUUUGUCGAAAACAUGCUUGAUCCGGUUUAUUUGGCCGAGGCGGGACAUGCACGAGGAAGCGGUCUUAAUUAUGUGUUCAUCGUAAGUUAAAUUAGAAUCCAAAAUCACACCAAGGUCUUUGGCGGUGUCUGCGGGGACGAUGUCCUCACCCAUAAUGGAAAGGGAGCGAAAUUGCAAUUUUGCACGCAUCUGCCUGCUGCCAAAUAUCAUCAGCUUGGUUUUGCCAGGGUUAAGUAACAAUUGGUUGUUGGAACACCAUUCUCCUAUUUUAAACAAGUCGUCUUCCAAAUCAGCAAUUGCAUCCAGGUUGUCUUUAAGUUCGAAGGAAGUGAUGAGUUUCGUAUCAUCUACAUAACUCUGAGUGCUGCAUUUCUGUGGGAUCGAUGGAAGAUCGUUCGUAUAUAUGCUAAAUAGUAGUGGGCCUAAGAUACUUCCUUGAGGGACGCCGUUGGUCACGGACAAAGGCUCAGAUAGCGUUGAAUGGAUUCGUACUACUUGUGUCCUGUUGCUUAGGUAACUACGAAACCAUUGGAGAGCGUCUCUGGAAAUUCCGACAUCUUGCAAUUUUAAAAUUAACGUGUCGUGAUUGACGCUAUCGAAAGCUUUGCUCAUAUCUAAUAGAACAACUGCCGUUAACUUCUUUUUGUCAAUCGCGUUAAGAAUUGUGUCAGUUGUUUCAAUCACAGACGUUUCACACGAAUGCCAUCUCUUGUUACCGCUUUGGCUCUUUGAUAGGGUGUCAUUCGAUUGCAGAUACGAGGUGAGCUGAUUAUGUACUACCCUUUCGCAAACCUUUGAUAAGACUGGUGUAAGUGAGAUGGGUCUAUUAUUGUUUGCCUGUUCCUGGUCGCCCUCUUUUUUUGGGAUUGGUGUAACCACAGCUGUCUUCCAUUUUGAUGGAAAAAUACAGUUUUGAAAGGAUGCAUUAACGAUAGACGUUAUUGGGUGAACAAUUGGAUUAAGACAAUCCUUGAUGACACGAAUCGGGAUUUUGUCUAUCCCUGGGGCCUUGUUUGAAGGCAUCGCUGCUAUUAUACGUUCUAUUUGUUUAUAAUCAAUGGUACUCAGUGUGAACUGGUCAGAGAGAGCGUAUUGUCUCGGUACAAAAUAAUUCUGAUUAAGUGUUAGGUUGCAUUCAUUAGCCAGGGACGUAAUUUUGUCAACAGUGCUCUGACCAACAGAUACGAAAAACUGAUUAAAUUCGUCUGCAACAGCUUUGUCGCUCUUACUGUAUGUUCGCUGAGAUGUAGAUUUGCAGGGGAUGCACUGGCGAAUUGCUUUCCAGAUAUUAUUGGUGUUAUUUGGAUUCCUCUGGAUUUGUUGGGCCACAAAUUCCUGUUCAGCAAUUCUGAUUUCCCUCUUUACUUCCUGUCUGAAAUAUCUGUAGGCAGUCCAAGAUAGCGGAUCAUUUGUUUUCUUUGCUUUCUUACGCCAAUCAUCCCUGGUCUUCAUCAAUCCCCGGAUGUUGUCUGUUACGCAUGGAUUUGGUUUACAGCGUGCUUUGAAGGUUUUAAUUGGAGCAUGGCGGUCGAGUAUCUCAGUAAAUAGCGAAUCGAGUGCAUAAAGUUUGUCCUCGACAUCGUCGAAAACAUCAACUAUGGACCACGGUGCCAGUGAUACGUCGUUGCUAAAAUCAACAGGACUGUAGUGUUUAAAACUUCUGGUUGUAAUAUAGACGGGUUUGGCGCGCGCUUUCUUCAAUUUUAAGGUGAAUCACGAGGAACCAAUGAGAACUCAAAAGCAAAACGAGUGAAGCGCGGAAAAACGCUAGUGAAUAAGACGCGAUUGAAUUAAAUUUUGAAUCUGAUUUAAGGAGGAGAGGCAUGCUCUAGUUUUCUGGUCAAACAGAGCGAAAUAAAGCAAAAUCAAUGCAAUCACGGAUUACUUUCGACACUCGAUUGAAAAUGUCCCUAUAAAUGCAAAGUGUGCCAAUGGUUUGGGCAAUUCUUCGUAACAGUUCUUUAUUUAUUCAAAGUUAGGUGCUGGAUUUGAAACAUGCCUUUCCCUUAGACGGUGUGAAAUUUCUAUAAGCUACACCUGCAUGUACUUAACUCAUAUAAAAGUUGCUACUGAAUGAUUUAGUUUUGUCGUAUAUACAUUGUCAAGGGAAUAUAAUUAUAAUUGAUAGCACACUUUUCAAUUUACCCAUAGCAAUUUGGGUUUUGAUUACACCUCGGAAGAUUUGAAUCGAUAUUUUCUUACCAUGCUUUUUAUUUCUGAUUUACGUCACUGAUAAACGAAACUGAUUCAAUGAGUUUGCCUACCUCUGUCUGUUAAUGUCAUCAGUCAAGCCCCACUUUAUUAUUUUGACUGAGAGCUCCACGUGGCAGGUUUGGCAAACAAUAAUAAGAGGGCUGCAAACAUCAUACUAACAAAAGCGCACUUUGCUUCGCACCACAGCGCAAGAAGAGACAGGUUCUGUAGAGAAUUUCAAAUAUAACGUUGACAUGGACGGCAGCUCUCUUCUUCACUUGGCUGUAAACAGUGGAAUUUUAGGGGUAAGAAUAAUAUGUCGCUGAGCUGUGAUAGCUUCCUUGUUUGUCAAAGACAUUCUUUAUCAUCAAUUCUAUUAUGUUAUGUGAAUCUCACUAAUGCAGGGUAUGUUCGUUUUGUCAUAGGUUGUGGAAACAUGUGUCCAGUAUGGAGUUCGCAUCAGACAACCAAGGGUAUAGGACUUAACUUCACAAUAGUUUUCAGGUUUUAUUUAGUAAAAAGACUUUGGUGGCAAUCAAGAUAGUCGAAACAGGGACAUGUGAAAUGUUAAUUUUAGAAUAGCAACAUUCUACAUAAAGCGGUCAAUUUAAGGGAAAUGUUGUAUGUCCUUCUCAUGCCUUGACGUAGAAUUUAUUGUUCAAUUAUUUCUUUUAAACCAAUCUACAUCGAUCACUGAAAAAUACCAAAGCAGUUUAAACUUUUAAUUCGUUAUACAAAAUGCUUCUUGCAUAGAAUUAAGCUAAGUUGUCGGGUUUAACAUGUAGUUAGACUUCAUAGCAACAUUCCAAUAGCCACGGUUUUUUAUUUCCAUCUUAUAUUUGCUUUACUUAUCCCACAGAGAGAAGAUAAAAUAACAGCAUUUCACAUGGCAUGCGAACAGGGAUCCUUGCCGAUAGUGGAGUACCUCGUCAGCAAAGACCCCGCUCUGUGUAGAAUAACUAUUGUGGACUGCAAGGGGAGGACGCCGCUUCACAUGGCUGCUGGUAAAAACCACGCUGAGAUCGUAGAGUUCUUGUUGGAGAAUGUACGUAUCAUUAGCUCGUCGGUAGAUUAAAGAUGAUGCAGUCUUAGGGUCAAAGAUCUUGACAAUAUUGUCAGUCAAAUUAUUUCGUCGCCCUGGUCCAGUAAAUGUUUAAGGAUUAGUAAGGAACCGCUCAAGUCAAAGAGAUGACCUUAAAUCAUGUAAUAAGGCUAUGGAAAGGAGGACAUAGAGAACUCGCGAAAAAAAAACACCGACACUAAGACUUUUAUUUGCAAUUGUGACAUUUGCUGCGUCUUGAGAUUCCUAAGACUAAUAUAACCUUUAGUAAAUGCCAUUUAUGGUAGUUUUGAACCUUGUUCAUUGAACUUGCCGCCUACUUGUAUCGUAAUAAACUUCCAGACCCCAUUUAUGUUUAUCUUAGAAAACCGGUUUGAGUAAUUGGGAGUUAAAGAACAAGGGCAUCCUUAAUCGACGUCAAGGGUUUUUGUGAACCGCACCUUCUGGUUUUGCGUUUGAGGCCAGGUUACUGAGUUGUUUUCAAAGUAACGGCGUCCGUGAUCAAAGUUUUAGCGCCUUUGAAGACAAAUUUCGUAUUGUUACGUCACUCUUUGGAAUCUCAACCACGGCAAUCAGUGAAUCAUAUGAUUGCACGUUUUAGGGGCAGUGAUUAAAAUGGUUUUUAUGGUUUCUUAAGCACAAAUUUCGUCUGUGCACAUUGGCGAGAGUUAACACCAUUCUUCAAUGUCUACUCUGGCUCAGGUUCAUGUAAUAGUUUCCACUUAGCUAGCUUGAAAAGGUCACUCGGCAAAACGAGUGAUACUGUCAAUAUUCUAGGAGGCUUAUCAACGCAUACCCUGACCAGUUAUGACGUAUUAUCGGCUCUGAAGCAUGUGCUUUCACAUUUAAGUUACAAGUUCCAAAAUAUUUUCGGAAUUAUACCCAGUCUGCACAAUUUCGCUUGCUUUAGGGUCUUCCUCCUUUGGUUUGUUCCCUUGAAAGCGUGAAAAAUUUCGUCAGUGAGACCAGUGAGUUUGUGCGUCAAAGAUGUUCUCUAAAAAACAACACUAAGAUCUUUUAUGCAGUGGCUUGUCAAUUACUUAUUUGAUACAAUUCCUUAUUUAGGGAGCAGCUCUUGACCCAAAGGAUGAUGAGCGGCGUUCACCGUUGUUCCGGGCGGCUAAUUAUGGGGCACACAGUGUAGUGAAGCUUCUUAUGGAUCACGGAGCUGACGUCACUGUACGGGACAUAAUGCUUAAGUCUGUGGUCCACGCUGCUGUGGGGGAUGUGAAAUCUAUGGAAGCUUUGUUACAGGUAAGGGUUGCCACUCUAUUAAAUGUAGGUUUUAAUCAUAUUUGGUUCUGACUUGUUGUUGGGGGAUUUCGACCCCUUUUGCCUGUUUUUGCUUUUGGCUGUUGAUCACCAUGGUGGUUGUAGAAAGCUUUUAUGCCUUAUCACUUAGAUAACUGCGAGUCAGGCUUCAGACUAUGAUAAGUUAGGUUCAACUGAAACCAGUCAACUAGGAGUUAAGGCUCCGCUAUUUCCCAGUGAGAGAAAAGGUUGACAUUGUGCUUUCAUUCGGCCCCCAAUGAAUUAAAUUUCUCCUUAUCUCGAUUUAAGGCCGCGUCCUUCGGUUUUGUCUGUGUCAUGCAGAGCAGUUUUUGUCAGGAUGUAUUGGAUCUUAAUAUCGUGCAUCAUAUUUGUUUGUCGAGGAUGGUUUAAAGGGACCUUUGAAAUUUCCACCUUGAAGUCUCCCCCCUCAUCGGAGUAGUUAUUGUACAUUAGAUUAAAACAGCGUGGGGAGAAUUCUCUUGUGAGAUAUCUUUAUAAGUUUAAUUUGUUUCCUGUAAAUCAGUUAUGGAAAUUUUCUAUUCACAGAGUCCAAUAGCUGCUGCACUUAUCACAGAGAAAGACGAUGAUGGUUUUUCACCAGUUCAUUAUGCAGCAAAAUCAGGGGACUUGAAGGUUCGAUGUUCACAUGCUUUAGCAUCUUGAAAACAUUUAAAAUGUAUAAUUAACAAUAAAAAAGAAUGAAGGGGGUAAGUUUCUAAAGAAACUGUGGUGGUGCUGCUGCUUCCUCGGUGGGAGAGUGUAACAAGGUAAUUUAGUAUUAUCAACUGAUUUGGUAACGUAAAUUGACCACCGUAAAGAAUUUAAAAGCUGGCGCUUCGACCGACGAAACGUUAGCUUUUGAAUUCUUUAAGGUGGCCAAUUAACACUAAAAAAGGUUUAGCAAGUUAAGUUAGAGGUAUUUUUAUUCAAUUCUUUAACAGAAUAUCAAGUUGUUUGCAACCAAAAACCGAGCAUCUUCCAGUGUUUUAUCUAAUAGCUUGGACACUCCAAUCCACGUGGCUUCCAGGUAUGAUUUGAAUUAAUUUAUGGCUUAAAAAGGAUGUUUUCGGUUUGGAAAAAUAAAUUUUAAAAAAAAUUCUUAAAAGGGGACUCAGUCAUGUUUUAAGUAUCUUGAAGUAUCUCUUGGAAAAUUGCUGAGCCACAUUUCGUUUAGCGAGCUGCUUUGUGGGUUUAUCAAUAAAGGGCAAAAUUACUGAGCGCUGAUUGGUUGAGAGAGAGGGCAUUUUUUCUUAAUCGAGGGCAUUUUCAGUAAUCAAGAGAGGGCAUGAUUACCUUGUUCAGUUAAAAGCACUUUGUUGUUUUUCUGUUGGCAGAAACGCUCUGUUGAAAUGAGCUUUGUUUUCUAGACUUUUGGCAGUGUAUCACGACACAGUUUUGGAGAAUAAAAUUUCAUUGAAUCGAUUGGUCAGUUCAAUUUGAUUGAUGAUUUGCCGUAGCGCUAAACAGGCUUCCCAGAUAAAAAUAGACUGCGCGCGUGAUUUUCCUUCGUAUAAAUUUUGCCCUUUAUUGAUAAACAAGUAAUCCCAUGAGACCUCGUACUAUUAAGGAUUAAUUGCACUUGAGUUUUCAAAAUUUUCCAAAUUGCCCUCGUCGCUUCGCGACUCGGAAAAUUUUGGAAAAUUUUGAAAACUCUCGUGCAAUUAAUCCUUAAUAGUACUUGGCCUCAUGUGAUUACAUAUACAAAACAAGGAGUGUUGUUUGAGCUUUGCAUCUUGUUGUUUCAAAGAAUAUGGAAAAACGGGAAUUACGAAGCUCUUCCACCACUGAAAGUUAAGAGCAACACCAAUGGUGCAUUUCUUUAGCUAGCUAAAGGGGUAAAUUGCACAGAAGAUAUCCAAGGCUUUAACGGCACAAUGGAAUCUACAAUCCCUCAUUUCAAAGGAUGGAAAAACAACAUGAGAAGAAAACAGUUUGCCUCGUAGUGGCUGGUCUGUUCGAAAGGGCCUUGAUUUGUCCCCUAAAGCAUGAUCAUUAUGUUUUAUAAUGGCCAACUAAAGAAACUGACAAUUCGUAUACUUUCGAACGUGCAUCUGUCCUGUCAUAAGAAAUGUGCCACCGAGGUCACGUAUGUUUAUGCCCCAAUCAAGUAGUCUGAUCGUCCGGCUGAGAGUAGUCUUGAGAAGGAGAGUUUUUAGUAGUAACGACUGACGUUUUGACAACCUUAGCAGUUAUCAUCAGAGUUGACUUCGCUGAUGACUUCUGCUGAGGAUGUUGCAUGGUGUGACUAGCCCGAAGCUGUCCUUUUUAGCCUAAAAAUUCGUCGAUUUGUACGGUACUGUAACGAAGAUUACCUUCCUCUCGUUAUCCGCUUCAAAUCUCUCAGAGCGUGAAAGCUCUGGGAAUACCUACAGCUUUGUAACUUAAGGCUUUUUAACGAUUAUGUUGCGAGCAUUUUUUUGUCAAACGCAUUCAAGCCUUCUUCUAAUUGCUACAAUAGAUACGGUUGGACAGACGUCGUAGUGGCUCUCAUGGACAAUCAGAAUGUGAAGAUCGUUAAUCUGGGUAACAGUCAAGGGAAAACGGCCCUACACUAUGCUUGCUCAGAAGGACAUGACCGCGCAGUGGACACACUCUUAAGACUUGGUGCUUUAGUAGAAAAGUAAGAGACUCAUCACCACCUAAACUAAGUAGGAUCGCGUUUUUUUUAUUCUUGGACAACAUAAAAAAAUUGCUUGCCACAAGAUGUUCUAGUCCAAACAUGUCAUCCGUUUGUAGGGAUCAGAGGUGAAUAAACGGUAGAGUAACAGAAGCGACAUAAAUGCAUCCAAACACCAUACAAAACACCUGUUGUUGAAAGACAAUGCACAGGCGAACAGUUCUAAAGAACCCUCAUAUCUUAUGGACAACAUUCAGUAGACUUGACACUAAAUUCAGCAUGACAGCCCUGAUUUCACUUUUCGUUUUAGAGAUCAGAAUGAGCGGACCCCGCUUCAUUUAGCCGCCACCAAAGGUUCCCUCCUCUGCUGUCAAGUCCUUGUCAAUAAAAAUGACGAAUGCAUCAACGACGUGGAUAGAAGCAAGGUUCUUGAUCUUUAAAAAAGCUUUUAAAUGAACCUAGUUAGUGAACUCUAUAAGCGCCCGCCUGGUUUGAUGUUAUUUGAUGAUGUAAGAAUUUUACUUUGUUAAUUAACCGUUAGCCGACCGGAACCCUAAGGAGUUUGGCUUGAACGCGUUAAUAUAUAGAAAAGAAGGAGAUGUGGUUAUGCAAUGGUUGGAGAGUGGCUACAAAGGUUAUCAUUACUCAGGCCGGUGUCAUUUCGUAGUUCUUUGCCGUAAAACAUGCAUAUUUUACUAUUCUCCACCAGCGCAUGUAAGUGGCGACCCCUUAGAGAAACUUUUGUCUUUGUGCAUAGAUAUUCCGCAAUGGAUUGUUGCAACUUGAAAAAAUUUAAGGUCUUAAACGCUUGGCCAGGAAGCUGACCUUGAAUUGUUUUACUGUCGUUCAUUCCUUUUCUUAUUUUCAUCUUUUUAUUUACAGAAUACAGCCAUGCACUUAGCAGCUAUCAACAAUCAACCAGAGGUAAUGGAAUUUUUUCUGUCACAUAACAAAGCUUCCAUUUUGAGGAAUGGAGAUAAUCAAACCAUAUUGGACAUAGCUGUAUCUUUGGAGAUGAAAGAAGUUGCGGUGGUAAUUGCAAAACACGACAGGUACUGCAAUCCUUGGUUUGAUGAUCCGCCCUUACCUGCUUCAUUCUCAAACUCUCAUGCAUGUGGGAGCAUAUUAUGCAGCAUGCAAGUGUACUUUAACAUUUGUCUGGUCGGCAAAAAAGAAGGUCCAGUUUAGAUCAGUGGAGUGUUUGUCAAAGCAUAGAAUCUGAUGUAAAAAUUUGACCUCAUGAGAACAAAAAGACGGUUCAAAGAUAUUCAUUGUGUUUUUUACAUUUAGGCUGAUCCUUGAAAGCUGCUGAGUGAAUCGAUCUUCUGCUUUCUACAAGAUAAUAUAAAUUUAAAGUAUAUUUCACAACUGUUGAACACUAAGUUUUGCAAAGUGCCAGGAUACAAAGCCACUGGAAAGUUGUAGGUGGUUGUGAUCGGUAAUUAAAGGAAUCAACCGCGCGAGAAGCUGCACCCCAGGCUUAGAAAAUGGUGUCGUCUCUUUUAGAUGGCAAGAGGUGCUUUCUAAAAGCACUACUGGUUUGGUUCCCAUCAUGGAUACGUUGAUUCGUAAGAUGCCCGAAGUAGCUGUGGUAAGUGGCUAGUAGUAAUAACACUCAUAUAAUGACAAGUAAGAGAACUCAACCUGCAAAUUAUUACAUGACCGAAGUUCUUGAUCCUUCUCAGCCAUUUGUAAAAAUUAUUGAGGUGCAUAAUAUUGAGAUGGAUUAAACUGUCUUUGACAGCUGUCUGUUUUUUUUAAAAUUAUCUUUGACUUCAUUCUGUGGUUUGUUUUUGAUGAGACUCAGAGAGAACAAAGAUCAACACCGACGGCACGAAACAGGUUAAAUGCUUAGAAAUAGUAAUUUUUGUCUACAUCCCGUAGUUCUUCCUUGAUCAGAGCGUGGAGAAAAAGGGUGACCCAGAAUCUAACCAUUAUUUGGUGAGUCCACUUGACAAUUGUAUUUAUAAAAAUGAUUCCCCUCUCAGAAGAAAACGCUUAGGUGCAAUUUGCAGCUAAAAUUUCGAUUUCAUUUUCAAGACGUACUUGAAAUUGAAAACUAUCUUCGCAGUAAUGAACACUACUGUAGUAGUGAAAAUAAGGCCUGAAAAAAUUCAGGCCUGCCUUGCCUCAUAUCUACGAAGAUCGCUUUCAAUGUCAUUUCCCAAACCGCAGUUCACUUAUGAUCUUCAUAUAUUCACAGUCGUAAUUAAUCCGCUUGUUGUUUCGAUGAAUGAGAUUUUUAGUAAAAGAUGUCUAGAUGGAUUGUCAUAUCAUAAUAAGUGGAAAGUGAUCAGCUUGCAUGGCAACUCGAUAGGUCACAUUCAUAUCGAUGGAUUUGAAAUAACUUGGUUGUUACUCCUAGGUGAAAUAUGACCUGAAUCUAGUUCAAGGGCAGUUUCCAGGAGAGCCUUUUAAAGCUGAUAAUAAAUCACUACAACUGAUCAAGGUAAAUUACUACCUUACUUAAGUCGGUAGGUCUAUUUUAGAUUAAUAUUUUCAGAUUUACUGGCACUUGUCAAUUGUUUCAGGCUGUGAAGUGAUUCAACGACGCCAAGUCAAAUCUCUUCUAGGUCAUCAUUUUGCGUCAGUGAUCAAAUGAAUACGAUUAAUUCCUUAAGACAGCUAACAUUUUUAUUUAUGCGUAAGAUUCAGUUCAUUGAUUUUUUUUUUAAGACGAUGGCGGAAUAUCGGCGGGAACGUUGCCUUACCCAUCCCAUCAGUUUCAUGUUACUGAAUAUGAAAUGGUGAGUAAUAAUUCCAAGGAUCCAAAUUCCAAGUUGAUCUGAAUUCACUCUUUCUUUUUAGUAGUGUUAACUGCUAUCUAGGGCUUUCCGUAAUUACCUUUCGGUAACUUUCACUCUAAGUAAUUUACAUUUCAAAUUGAAAAAAUUGAAUGAAUCUUAGUUAAAAUUGAUCACUGAUACAAAUUCACCAAAGUUUUACACCCUUCUUUUGAUACUCUGAUGACUUUCAUAAAAGCAGCGCGUGGGGAUUGUUACAGAUAAUACUGGACUAAACUAAAUCAAGAGAAUAUCAACACUUUACGAUCUUUUGACUUAAUACUGAGGAGUAAACUUUAUUUCAUGUCACCAUUAUCACGGCAAAAACCGAAAAUUGAAAAAAAAUUUUAAAAUUUUUUUGAUUUCAGGAAAAAGUUUGGUUGGUGGACAUUUGGUUUGAACCUUGUCUCCUACUUCUUGUUUUUGAUUCCGCUGACCGCUUUGACUGUGUACGAUCGCACUAAUAAAGACAUCCAUUGCAAGAAAGACAAUUCUACUGAAUCUGGUUAUGAUGUAUGUGUCGUAUGAUGUAUGAUGUAUGUGUCGCAAAUUCAAGGAAACUGAAAGUGAGCGGUUGGACUAGGCGUUAGUUCGCCUUCUUCUAGUGGGGAUUAUUGAUCUUUUUCAUGUUUCAUAAAGCAUUUAAGUGAGUUUAUUAACCUCAAGAACCUCAAUUUUCUAGGGGAACAACUAAAAAGUAGAGCGAUGACUGCAAAAAUAAAUUUUCUUAACCCUGGCUGGCGCAUAAAUUGGCCAUGGUUUUAAGUGGGCGCGUGACAGACUCUCCUCCAGUCGGGAAACGCUGUUCUUCGAAUUCGAUUCAGUUUUAUCUCCGCGUAAGUCAUAUAUUCCCCCCCCCCAACCUCGUUUCCCUCAGUAAUGCUCUUAACGUCUGGAAUUAAUUAGCGUGCAUCUGUGAGUGAAUGUGUUGUUAUUAGCGCUUGAUUAUCUUUUUAUUUACCUUGUUCUUCUCUUUUUUUGUAGGAGACAUGCACAACUUCAGAUGUGGUAAGGACAACUUUCCUUUAAAAAUAGUCAACAUUACCGUUGUGUUUUGUAUGAUCGUUUUUGCCUCUUGAUCAAAAAUGUGGAAGCAAUCUGUUCUACUCGUUUAUUAUAUUUUGACCAACUUUGUAGGGAUUGAAUUAACUGUUAAAAAGGAAGCGCCAUCACUUUUCCACACAGACAGUACUCUAUAAAAUAAUGUGACCUUAUCUUUUUGUAAUUGAUGGUUUGAGUGCAAACAAUAGAAAACUAUGGGACAUAAUUUUCACUUGGUACAAGGUAAGAUUGAUUGUAGGUUGUGAGCAAGUCUAUAAUUGAAGCGGCGAAGCCUGCGAGGGGUCUGUGCCCAUAUUUACAUUUCUCACCAGCAAGCGAAGGGAAUGUCGGUAGAGCCUUGUGUGAUGUAUUCUAAAGAAAGUUGUUAUUUGCUUCUUUAUGAGCUUGGGACAAAGAAAAAACUGGUCAGAGUCCUUCCACCUCAACAAGUCAAACGUGUUUCGAAUUUUGUAACUAAACUCAGCUAUACAUAUACGUAACUUAUGCACUUUUGAUUUUGUUUUUUUGCUUUUUUUCAUUUUUUCAGGUAACACAGGUUCUAAGCACUUUAACUUUCAUUGCUUGCGUGGUUCUGAUUGGAAAGCAUGUCUUCUCGUUAGUUCGUAAGGUAAAUAAUAAUAACUUUACUAGAAUCACUUUGACAAGUUUUUCAGUACUGUCGGACAGUCAAUACAUUAUUUAUUGUCAGAUAUUUCCUGUUUAUAAGACAUGAAUCAGAAAGAGUAGAAUAGUUUUUAAGGAAAGAAAAAUAAUUUUCUUUUCUUUCGCAAACAGCGUGUUGCAUAUUUAAAAAACUUCCUGAAUUACGUGGAGUGGUUAUGCUACGUGGCAUCCAUCGUUUACAUCUUCCCAACUUGUGACUGCAAGCGCGGCUAUAAACAGGAAGUUGGAGCAGUGUCUGUCUUCUUUGGCUGGAUGAAUCUCAUUCUUUACUUCAGGAGGUAAUCAUACAAUCAGCUGAGUUCUACACGCAUUUUGAUUGGUCCUUGCUUAUGAUCUAUUGAAGGACAGACGCAUAUAUGACGUCACCAUUGACAAUCUUUUGUCUUUUUGUUAUAUAAAACAAAUAGAUACCAUGAUGCCGCGGGUCGGUUCAGUAUCAGAGUAAUAGAUCACCGACAACGUCACAAUGUGGCAAGAACAUCAGUGACAGACUCGGCUGCGCAUCGUCUGCCACUUCUUUGUUUCUACUACAUUUUGACGUCAUCUGUGAUCCAUUACUGAACAGACACACGGCCAACAUUGAUCUUUCAGAAACCUUCGGAAAUCCCCCUAUUGUGACAGACAGAAACAUAUACUACAACCACUGUGUUCAGAAAAUUUGGAAAUUCAGUACCCUCUUUGCUUACUUUUACGGGACAGACAUUACACUUACAACUUGGUCAAUUAGUAAUAAACAGUGAGCAACUUUCGGAAUCAAAUUUAUCACAGGUAGAUUUUUAUCAGUCAUCAGUCACUAGUGGAUUUCCCCUUCACUGAUCAGAAAUAACGAUGAGGUAAUAACGAUGAGAAAUACUGAUGGACUGAAUGAAACAUCAUUUAUUACGUACAUUAACUUGUCCGGUGUAAGUUGUCAGAUUUUCUUUCCUUUUCUAUUAAACUCAUAAUCUGACAGAACAUGGUUGCAAACAAAGGUGAACUUUAAAAUGAAAAAUGAACUUUAAACCGAGGAUAAAACUGAACUACAGCACUUAUAACGAAGGUGAUCUUUCAAUUGCUGAAAUAUUUACUCCGCAGUUUUAUUAUACGGUUUUCAUAUAAGGUACCUGCUGAUAAUAUCAGCGAGUGUAUCUUAACUGAACAAUCUUGUGUCUCUUUAAGGUUGUCAUCUUACGGUCAAUACGUCAUCAUGCUCACUACAAUGUUUGUGACCCUUGUCAAGGUAUUUAGCUUUGCACAAAAUUGUCUGUUCAAAAAAAGUAAUAGUAUUAAUGGUUCCACAAUGGUUCAAACUGAGCCGAUUUACAGGCGCUAAUAAAGGGUUACAUGUUUAGAAGUGGGGCUUCCCUUAUACACCAAGGUUGUCUUGAAGUACAGAUAUUUUUUCCAAGAAAUCCUUCAUCAGAGAAAUUGUAGACAAAUGUCAUCACUCUUUCAGACAAGUAAGAGAAGCAGAUUGUAUUCAAAUUUUUUUUUCAGCUAAACCAACAAUUAACUAACUCUCGUAUAGAAAAUGCCUGAUUAAUAGCUUUCAUUAGGAUCUUACCCACUUUCCUCAAAUUACAGAAAGCUGCGAACUUUUUGUCAGAGCUAAAUUGUUGGCCAUUGAGAAGCCAUGCCUACUGUGACUGCUCCGCUGUCACCCGAAUAUCAGAUGGGAUUUGAGUUAACAAACGUUACAUGGAUGCGUGACAAAUCUGUAUGAUUUUUCUUAUCUUUAAGGUUUUGCUGUUGUGGAUGUUGUUUAUCAUGGCUUUUGGUACUACAUUUUUUCUGAUCGUAGAUAAAGUAAGUGUACUGUACUACAAAUCAAUCAAGAAAAGUAAUGUAGAGCAUCUCGACAACUCAAAGAGCCACACGGCUAAGUUUGGACACUUGUUCUGACUAAUAAAGUUCUCAUUACGGAAAUAAGCGUAGUUGAAAAGGGAAACACACACACAAAAAAAGCAUUUAAAUGUGCUAGCUCUUUAUCGCUCGGCGAAACUCGCAAGUUAUCCUGAAAUUUUGCAGUUAACCUGCUGUUCUUUCUGUUAUGGCCGCGUUUUACUUUUUAAAGACCAGAAAACCUCCUAUUCACCGGCAAAAGUAAUUACGUGAAAUUUCAAAGAUACGUGCCACUCAAUAGCGUGAUAUCGUGGCUUUUACCUUUCUUACCUUAACGAAAUUAACUACUCUAUGUUUAAGUUUAUCCCCAUUGCACGAGAGAAGAGUUUGCUUCCCACCAAAACUAAAUUCAGCUUAGCAACACUUGGGUUGAUUAUUUACCGUGUAAGGCGACUCUGUAUAUGAUCUGAUAACUGGAAUUAAGUGAACCAAUUAAAAAACCAGAAAUGCAAUGACAAAAUUCAUACAAUGAUAGUUCGACAUUGUUUGUUAGUAAAGAUUUUGUAUGUCAUUCGCAGUGUUAAGCAUAGACGCAUUAUCAUGUAUGCGGAUGUUAGGAUUAAUUCACUCAUUUCUAAGUAUUACAUUUUGUUUGUUCUAUUGUUAGGAACACUUCAGCACUUUUGGAUAUGCCUUGAUGUCAAUGUAUGUCAUGACACUUGGAGAACUCAACUACCACGAUGAAUUCUUGCCUUGGGAUGAAUUAGCUUUCCCGACGCUAACAAAUGUUCUGUUCGUCAUUCUGGUUCUUGGGAUGCCCAUUAUUAUGAUGAAUAUGUUGGUAUGUACUAAAAGCUUUUCGAGAGGUGGUUGACUUUGUCCAAAUAAUAAAUUGUCAUCCCUAUGAUAAAGUGGAUCGUUUUACAGCCCUGGAUGGCAAGUAUUGUUGUGAACAGCGUCAGACGCCUUUCGGAAAAAGGCGCACCUUUUUUCAUUAAUCCAGGAUUAAUUAUUAAUGAGAAGUUUUAUUCUAUGUUUCCAUGAAAUCUUUUGAAUCACACAUUAUUGUGUCAAAUAUGAAAUAUAUGAGUGCUCAGUCGGAUACGAUGUCAUAUGGGGCACACACCGAACAAUAUUUGCAUUUCGUUCUGGAUAUAAGUGAUUGCUUGGCGCGUGGUCAGGAUCUUUCUGUUUACGCAACAUCUCACAUUCAAACAUUCUAAUUUAGGCGGUUGACUUUAAUCAACUUCCUUUAUCACAACGUAAUACUUACAGGUGAACGCUACCUGCUUUGACUGUUCAGUUACUAUUGGCAUUUCCAUGGGAUUUCUCGAUUCGACGAUACAAUGCAACUUACAGUUUCUUCGGAAAAUAAAUACUGAGUCAAUAAAGUCUGUAUGUGGUCUUAAUCACGUGUUUUGAUGUCACUCGCCAGGUUGGUCUCGCUGUUGGUGAUAUCGAUAAAAUCCAACAGAAUGCUUUAAUGGAUCGCUAUGUUCUACAGGUAAGUAUCUCGCUACAUAGCCUUGGACCAUGGCUGUAAUAAAAAGCAACAAAUAACAACCUCACUCUUUAUCGAAACGAAUCCAGUGACCAGAUGUUUAUUAUUGAAGAAAGUGGGUAUUAUCAAACUCAGCUGUAUAACUUUCCCGACAAUCUACAUACCUUGGUGAUCAACGGUAAAACAGUGACCGGUUGUUUCUCCCAUACUUGCCAAGAAUCGUUAAAGGGAGCAUCUCUGUUUACCUGUAAAUUUGAAAUUCACCAGCUUUAACUAGUCAAACAUGACGUAUGAAAAAAUUUUGAAAAAAAUUUAGAGUUGAAUUUGUAAUGUGUUUAAACCUUUUUAGGUUCAGUUGCUGCUAGACAUUGAAAACUCUAUGCCGAUGUUUAUCCUUAAACAUGUACAAGUGCCAAGCUAUUCAGAAUAUCCCAACCACCCCAAGACACUCAAACAAAAGGUAACGGACUCUUAAAAUGAUUAGACCUUAAAUCUCGCUAGCGACGAAACUGACAGAGGGGAUGAAUGGAAUUUUUAUACUUUUCUACCGGCAGCUCGGAAUUCCUUGAAUAAUCGAAAAAUAAUAUAUUUUUUAGCACGCAACUGUGUAAUUUUUCAAUACUUUGCGAAAGAAGAAUUUUGAUAUGCUUAUAGCAGUUUAGUACUAAUAAAAUGGUGAGCCUCGGGCAUGUUUUAUAGUGACUGAUCGUAGGAUAAACAUUGAGGGCAUUACCUCGUCGAUGAAGUGCUGCUAAGGUCGCACACGGCUUGAGGAGAAUUUCUUGAAUUUUGUUAUGACUAUUGAAAGUUUGCAUGAGUUCAUUAACCAAAAAAAAAAAAAACGGAACUAGUUUGUUCUAUAGGGAAAAAAGGUGUUCAAGAGUAAUAAAUACUUUGAGCCUUUUCAAAAUAUACUGAGGUUAUGUUCCUCAGAGGGAACCAAGCUCUCUCAGAUUCUAUGUUAAAAGUAUCUAAGACAAAAUUAUUUUAACUGUCUCAUAGCUGGUAGAUGCCCUUAUUUCUUUUGGCAAACCUGAGUCUACUGAGGUUGAAGAAGAAGAGGAGCUGUCGCCUGGAAUGGUGCAGAUUAUUGGAAAACUUAACGAACAAGAGCAAAGGUUUGUCAUCUAAUUUGCCAAGAAUAGAAAUGAGCAAUAUUGUCCUGGGUGAAGUGAAUGUGAAGUGGUUCGUAACAUCUAGUUCUUACCUAAUUUUCCAUUCCACACAUUGUUGGAAAAUGUAGGUAUGUCUGUAAGCAUUAACUUUAUUUAGUGCAAAUUUGUGUUAGCCUUUCAUUACAAACACAUUGAGAUUUAUUAUGUGUAGAUGUCAAAAUUCCUUACCCGUUAUAACUUAAAGAAGAGUGAAUGAGCCCUUAGUUGUUUUUAAUUAGGUAACAACGACACUAUGAUCCAUUUCCCCCGGCAUUCAGUUGUGAUUGAUACUCAUGGGAAAAUCUGCCAAGAUAAGAAAAAAGGACGGUGGGGCUCCUAAAACGUCUGCGACAUUAUAGUUGAAGUUGAGGUUUAUGGCCCAGAACAACAGUGCUGGUCCUUAGCUUCUUAUAUUCUAAGCGAAAAGACUUCUUUGAAUGGGGUGUUAGACCAUCGUACACCCCAUAGUAUCAUUUCAGGGCUCUCGGAAAGUUCUCCGGAACUAUUUGUACUCCUAGGUAGUGAGAGUCACCGUGACGAUAAAGUGAGUUGCCCAAGACAUGGGUCAACACAAAACACAAUGAAUCAGCCGGAUCUCAACCCCGAAACUCUAGAUCCGCAGUCCAGCUAGCGUGCAAACCUUAAUUCACCGAGUCUAUCACAGCCUAAUUCUUAACAGCGUAUCUUUUUGGAUUUAAUUUUUUUCCAGAGCCGACAAAUUGUACGACUUGUUAAAAGAGCAGACUGAGAUGCUGAAAGAACUUAACAGUCGCGGUCGAGAAGAAGCGGUCCGAGCAGAAAAAAAGACAGAGGACAAUAACAAGACCGACAGCGGAAAACUGGGGUUGUUUGGAUUUUAGCCCUUAUAAAGUUAAUUGACUCUCCACGUAUGCGUGCAUGCUAUUAUCAUCAUCUACAUGCAUGGCAGAGUUUUCUUUCCAAGAACCGAAAUGUGGUUCAAAUUACUCCCUCAGUUAUUUUUCCAAAAUAGCAAACAUAAUGACUACGAGAAAACAUAGAACUGAAAACAGUCUAGUUGUUUAAGAGGAUCAUUUUAAAACGUGAGACUGCCCUGUGUAUAAACGAAAACGUUUUUGAAAGUAACAGAGUUUCGUCAGUAAAAAUAAAGAAAAGAUAACUGUUUCAGGAUUUUAUUUAGUUCAAGUUUUAAUCAUAAAAAUCGUCGCAGCACCAUUCAAUUCCUUUCUCGCCUUUUUUACAUUUUUUUAACAAGCAGGCUACUAAGAUUGAAUCUUUUCCCCACGCGCACACGUAAUUUAUGGCAGGUUGUCAAGGACAUUGCACACGCAAGGCAUUUAAGGUUCAGCAAAUUUUGUUCUUUGGUUGGUUAAUCACGUUUUGCCGCUUUUUCUCUGUUUUCACUUUCUGUUCUCAUUGGCUACUUGUUCUCUUUCUCUUUGGUCACAAAUCAAAAUAAAAGCCCGUGGAGUGGUU
Pocillopora meandrina is the source of this 20652-nucleotide messenger RNA. Lineage: Eukaryota; Metazoa; Cnidaria; Anthozoa; Scleractinia; Pocilloporidae. The record is from the annotation of a GenBank genome assembly.